This is a messenger RNA of Nematostella vectensis (starlet sea anemone), 1187 nucleotides long. RefSeq lists its product as uncharacterized. The transcript is spliced from 2 exons. The coding region runs from base 190 to 762 and encodes 190 amino acids. The record is from RefSeq and is a predicted model, not a curated record. NCBI's taxonomy places the organism in Eukaryota, Metazoa, Cnidaria, Anthozoa, Actiniaria, Edwardsiidae. Gene Ontology annotation, biological process: cellular response to ionizing radiation; recombinational repair; DNA damage checkpoint signaling. Gene Ontology annotation, cellular component: chromosome; nucleus.
CUUGAUACUUUUGCAUUGCAUUCUACGGCAUCUGGAGCAUUUAACAGCCAACCAGUAGGCGUUGACGUUUUCUCGGCGAGGAGGACCAAGGCGUUUGGCGUUUACGAGUUUUCUCUUUGAAAUAAACACAAACGCGUUGGGUGGGCUUCCUGUUUCCAAGCAGGACUGGAACUAGCGUGGAAAUUCAAAAUGGCUUCGAAGAGAAAACGCAAGAAGAAGCGGGUUGGUGAGACGAUGGAGCGCUAUAAAACGCCGCUUGUGUUCGCAGAGAGCCCCAUAGAGGGAGAUAAGCACUAUCGUACGCCAGUGCAAGCGGCAAGAAACCCCUAUCUAGCUCCCUCUAUCCCAGUAGACGAAUUUGAUGCUAAAUGGGUAUCACCUCACUUCCCUAACAACAUCUCAUCAUUAGACUUGGCUAUUCUGGGCAAACUUCGAGGACGACAAAGAGUGAACCCAAGAAAAAAAGGGAAAGAAAAUAACAAACAAAACCCUACAAAAGCAGCAGUGAAGACCCUUGACUUUAGGCAUGAAACAAGAAGUGCACAUAGGAGCACUACCAAACAUGACAAGCGGAGAAGAUCUGCAAGAUUGAGAAAUAAGGACAUGGGGGAGACAAGGAAACACUUUUUAUUUAGAGAGAUUGAAUCACAAUUCGAGAAGAGAACUUGCACAAGAAUCCUUGCUCCUGAUACACCUGGUGAAUCCCAAUUCCCUGUUGUUCUAAGAAGACUAAGGAACAAAUCAAGAAAAUCUAGAGUCUAGUGGUUGUAUCUAGAGUUCUAGACUGGUUCUCACACCACCCGUUAAACAAUGAAGUAAAUUUUAAUAAAUGUAGUAGUCAUGCAAGGACUACCCUGCAUGCUGCGGACAUUUGGUGGUAUUCCACCCCUCCCGCCCCCAAAAAAAACAGCCUUGACGAUUUAACCGCCAUCUUGGAUAUUAUCUCAAAAUCAAAGAUGCCAUAUGUUGUUUUUUCGUAAUAAAAAGGGCUGCAUGCAGGCUAGGUAAGACAAAAGAGAAAAAAAUAGAGUGAAUUAGUGCUAUUUUACAGGUAUAUCGAAACCACUCUUAUUAUAUCAUUUAUUUAAUAGCAUAUUGUAUAUAGAUUAUAUAAAAUAAGAUGUUAGUUACAAUAAAUCUAUUUUAUAUGAAACAAAUAAGAUUAUAAUAAAAGAAAUUCCUCUUUA